This is a messenger RNA of Ostrea edulis (European flat oyster), 7269 nucleotides long. Its product is annotated as serine/arginine repetitive matrix protein 2-like. The transcript has 19 exons. The coding region runs from base 625 to 4077 and encodes 1150 amino acids. Lineage: Eukaryota; Metazoa; Mollusca; Bivalvia; Ostreida; Ostreidae. The record is from RefSeq and is a predicted model, not a curated record.
GAGGAGUUACCAGAUUACUUUAAUGGGAGACCAUUGAUUGGUUUAAAUCACACCUGAAAACCCCAUCACGAAGACAAUUUCUGUUGACACAGUGAUUUUUUAUGAAGUAGAAUGCAUAUUGGUGUAUCUGUUCAUAUAGCAACUGACUAUGCCAUGAUGCGACACAGACUUAAUAAUGUGAAUGUUUGAUAUAGUUCUGGGUUAUCCAAUAUUUAUGAUGGCAGCCUGUUUGAAAUUCUAAUAUGGUGUUGGAUUAAAAGUUUCGGUGAUUCUCACUUCAGUUUGGAUCAUUUCCUUGAUACAGUUUGAUGCAUCUAUUUGUAACCGACAUUGUGACUGUUUUAUUGUGCUUUUUCCUGUUGAUCCGCUAAUGGAACAGAAAGGAAUGCAUUUCUACUUUAUCAGUUUGUAAAUCAAAAGAGGACCAGUCUACCUGUGUCUCCAGUAUGAAUAUUUUAAUGAAGAUAUUGAUUAGAAUGUUAGAACAAAGUUUUCAUUAUGGAGUGUAGAUAUAAUGCACAAAUUGUCAUUUAAAGUUACUUGAAAGAGAAUAUUUCAUCUUGUCACUAAGGUGAAUUUUGUUGAGAAAGUAUGUCAGAAAAGGUGUGAUAGACAGAAUGCAAAAUGCAAAAUAGUGUGUUGUGGAAAAAGCUUUAUCACAACCCCUCCCAGUAUGUUAAACCAAGGGAGGCCACGGUGUUGUCUGCACGAAUGCCAAGGGAGGUCACUCCUGAAGACUACCGCUUGGAAAAGGGGGCGAAGACUGACAGGCCGCCUGUUGCCACACAGUUUCCAUCCAGGUAUGGGUAUCUUCCCGAAAUCAAUUCCCCCAGACCUCCAGAUAAAAGUCUUGUGCCAGUAAAUGGCCGAAAAGCCAGCCCAGCUGGAUUUAAUCCAAACUAUGACCUUGAUGCAGAUGAGCGGAUUCGUCAGUUGGAGGUUCGUUUAAAUGUAGCAGAAAAAUCAAAUCGAGCUCUUCUAGAGGAAGUGCUCAGACUGCAAGGUGAUGUAAAGACUACAAAUCGUAGAAAUGAAGAAGUUCUACGUGAGGAAAAGGGCUCUCGACACAAUCUGGAGUCAGCCAUGAAAAUAAACAACGAACUUAUCACCCAGUUAAGUGCUAGAAUCAAAGAUGCAGAGGAGAAAUUGUCAGAGGAGAAAACAGCCUUGUCAUCACUUGUCAAUCACACAAAAGGGGUGGAGCAAGCUGUUAAAAGUAGUCAGAAUGAACUGAUAGCCAAAAAAGAUGUACAAUCUCAAAAACUUAUCGAGAUGAGGGCUGAGAUUGAGGAAUUGCAAGGAACCAAGAACCAGCUGGAACGAAUUUGUUUCUCCAUGGCUGAUGACAUCAGAACCCUGAAAAUGAAAAUGGAUCAGCAAUCAUCAGAACUUGGCACAGUCUCAUCUGAACUAAAAAAUAAGUCCAAGAAACUAGAGGAUGACAACAGAAAUCAGCUGGAGGCAUUGAGAAAAACAUCUAAUGUUCAAUCCCAGUCUGACCAACAGACGACACAACUCCGGGGACAGGUGGAAACCAGGUUAUCAGAGCUUAGAGAUGUUCUGGUGGAUGUCCGAGCCAAACAGGAGUCUGAAAUCAACGAAAGGAGAACCUUGGAGCAGCAAAUGUCAAAAAAAAUCUAUGAAUUACAACAGUCGCUGAGUGAAGCCAAUCGACGGCGAGACGAGGGCAUGCAUUCAAUGGAUAUCUUACUGAGAGAGAAAGACCAUGCCAGCCAGGCCGACAAACUCAAUCUGACAUCUAAAGUCGCAGACACCGUGGAGGAUGUCAACAAAAAACUUCUGUCUAAGGAAAUCAAAAUCAGGGAAGAAAUGCAGGAGAGAUACCUACAGCUGGAAAGGCUGAUACAUCAAGAGCAACAGACCCGGCGAGAAUCAGAAAGGGCGAUGAGGGAGGACACUGAGAGGAAAUUCCUGACGCUGAAGCACACCAUCGAGGAACUGAAUCUGGAUGUCAAGGAACAGUUCAAGAAUGAGAAAGUUAAAACAAAAGACACAAUAUCAAAGUUAGAUGAAUCCAUUUCGAUUGUGGAAAAGCAAUCUGCUGAAAACAGGAAGCAGUUUGAGAAAGUGAUGGGUGCUGAAAUUAGUCAAAGGAAAAUGCAUGAGGCAAGUACUGUGGAAAAGUUGGCCAGUGUCAAUGAGAAAUUACAGAUUGCUACCUCUUCCCUUCAGCAGUCAAUAGGGGGAAUAACUCAGGCCAUGUCAAGCCAGAAUGAAAAGUUGAAGAGAGAGGUGCGAGGAUUAGUUAUGGAACAGAAGGAGGCCAGCACAAGAGCCAUGACAGAUCUGGACGCCAGGAUGGGCUACAUGAAGACGCGCAUGAAUGAUUUCGAGGAGAAGCUGGAGGCCCGAGUUGCCACUAUGAUUAAGAAAUUUGAGAACAAGGAGGAAAAAGAACAGAUGGAGGCCACUGCUGUGCUUUCACAAAACCUUAGAGAGAAAGUGGAUGCUAUAUCACUAUGGCAGGACACCACACAACAGACAAUUAAACAGCUGUCUACUAGUGUCACCAAACUGCCAGAGGAUCUGUAUGCCUUGCAAGAGAAACAGAGUCUGAUGAAGACGGACAUGGACAGCCGAUUUAACGCAGAAUCAGACGCCAGAACAAAGGAAUCAGAGAUUCUAAAGGCAGAGAUUCAAAACCUGAAGCAGAGACAUGACCCACUGCCAGCCACCAAGUCCGACCUGGACAAUAUUGCUGCUGCCGCCUCGGCUGACCCCCAGGUGCAGGGCAGUGUUCGUAAGCUGGCAGACUCCAUUCAGACCGUGAAAACAGUGCUUGGCAUGAAGAUACAGUCAGAACAGAAACUGCGCCAGGAGGAUGUUCAAAAAUUACAAGAUGAAAUUGCAAUAUUAAGAACUGCACUAGAACCUUUAGUGAAAAAACCACUUGGAAAAAAUUUCGUGAAAGGUCGAGGAAAUUCGGAAGAGGUUAAUAAAUGGAACGUAGCAAAUGCCUACAGCAGGCCAAUCCCAAAUUUAGAUAGAGGGGUAACUAGAGACAGUGGAUUGGAAGAGGACGCCUCCGAAGAAUCAGAAAACUCGGAGGACUCUGGAAGAGGCAUCUUUUCCAAACUGAUUAAGCCCACCCAAAAGAAAAAUUUCGAUUCUUCAGAUUCUGGUGAACCUGUUCCCAAAAGGCAAGCUCCCAAGAAGAAACGGAUUAAACCAACCCAAAAGAAAAAUUUCGACUCUUCAGAUUCUGAACCUGUUUCCAAAAAACAAGCUCCUAAGAAAAAAACGAAAGCAAAGCAGAAAAAGAAAUCAGAAACCGAAGAAAGUGAUGAUGAUGAGGAGGAUUCCACAGAUGAAAGUAAACGAGGUCAUAAAUCUAGGUCACUUAGUCGUAGGAAAAGAUCAAGAACAAGAUCUAAAAGAAGGUCUAAAAGUCGGCGGAGGUCAUCUAGGAGGGACAGGAGUCGAUCUUAUGAUAGAAGAUAUUCUCGUUCACCCUCGAGAAGACGAAGCCGAUCACGUUAUAGAACUCCUAGCCGGUCACGUGGCCGAUCACGAAGAAGACAUAAGAGUAGGUCACGUGACAGAAGUAGAACUCGAAGUCGUCGAAGAACUCCUAGGAGAUCAUAUUCUCGUGGACGAAGUAGGAAACCUCGCCGAUCGCGUGAUAGAUCAAGAUCCCAUGGUCGUCGAAGAGACAGAAGUAGAACACCAUAUUCCGAUAGAUCACGUGGUAGGUCCCGAGGUCGAAGUAGAAGUAGAACUCCCAAGCGGUAUCGUGACAAACGUACAAGGAGGAGUAGAAGCAGGUCACCGAAAAGAUCGAGAGGGAGAGGGAGAUCUCGACGCAGAUCCCUGUCUGAAUCUCCAAGGCGUAGAAGAUCACGCAAGCGGUCACCGAGCAGGAAGAAGACGUCGAGAGAUGAACCGAAGGAUAGAAAGAAGCGGAAAGAGGGGGACCCUUGGAAAAAAGACGAUUACGAUAAGAAACAGAGGAAGAAGAGAGAUGAGGAGAAGGAGAAAAGAAUGCCGACUGAAUCUGAACCAGACUCGGAGGACGACGUAGAAAGGAGGAAAAAGGCUAGGGCGCGAAGACAUUGACUUUACGAUCAGUAACAGUGUUGUGAAUUGAUUUAGCAGUAUAACACUAUCUUACAUUUGAAAGAGGAUAACAUAAACGUAGGAAAUGAAUUGAAACGAUAAUCUACCUGGUUGGAAGUAUCUAUUAGUGUGUUAGUAUUGUCUUUCGUCCUAACUCCGUAACUAAAACUUUUAAAGAACCACAAAAGAAAUGUGUUUCACUUACACUUGAAGAGGUACAAGUUUAUCUUUUUAUGUAUAUUUUUCUUAAAACUGACUAUGUGUUUGUGUGUAAAACUCAAGUAAUUAAACGAGCAAUUAUUUGUAGAAAGACAGUCUCCUUAACUGGACUAGAAAUUUGAAUGUUCCAUUAAUAGGAAAAAUUCUCAAUGAACUAUUAUGGUUUAUUAACCUUACAAUUACUUGUACUAUUAAUAAUGCAUCUGUAUUUUGGAACAUUUAAUGCAGUCAUUGUAAGUAAUUUACUAUACUUGGUUGCCAAUGGAAUUUCGUAAGUUUUGAAUCCUUGAAACUCUUAAAAGAUGAAAACGAAUUAUGCUAAAUGUCUGGACUUUCGAGUGCAAUUGUAAAAAAGAAAAAAAAGAAGAAAACACACAGCAUGACAGGAUACUCAAAUAAAGGGGAUUGGGGUCUGUUCUACUUACCUGUAUAGCAAAUUUCAAGGUAAUAAAUGUACACUGUACUUGUCAGUUCUUUAUGAAAAUGAAGCAGAAGUGGCGUGUUUAUUACUAGAAUAAAAUACGAGAAGCACUUCCAUGAUUGCAGUUGUAAAUACUACAAACAACAAAUGACUAUUUUAACAUUCCUUGUAGAUUUAAAAAAAAAAAAACCAACAUGUUAUUAACUUUUCUUGGAUAUAAAGAAUCAUGUUCAUUGUUCGUCCCCUAGCACUUCGCUAUAAGAGUUGAAUCCAAUGCAUGUAUUGUUUGCAAAAAUGGAAUUGAAGCAAUUGAUUAUUGAAUUGAAUAUUUCCAUGUGAAUGAAUUGUUGUGUGGUAUCAAGAAAUGGUUUAUGACCCCUGGGUCGAGGCCUCUGCUGGUGGACUGUUAGUCCCCGAGGGUCUCUAUAGCCCAGUAGCUAAGUACUUCGUUAUUAGCUUGAAAAUACGGAUGUAUAUUUAAUUGGUACGAUAAAAUUUAGAAAUUCAUUUCAAAAUUAAAGAUUAUCUCCCUCAUGCAGAGCUCUUAUCCUUGGACGAAUUUGGCUCCAGUGUUUGUUUGUUUUUUUUUUUUUUUUUUUUUUUUUUUUGGCACUCUAGUUUUCCUUUUAGCUCCUACAAGUUUAUUGUUAUUUCGAUUUUCCAAAAUUUCGGUUUGAGCAUCACUGAAGAGACAUUAUUUGUCGAAAUGCGCACCUGGUGCAUCGAUAUUGGUACCGUAUAAGUUUUACAUUAUAAACUAAAGUAUUCUUUGUCUUCAAUUUUUUCAAUGUAAUAGAUAGAAACCGGUAUCCACUGUAAUAUUUACUAAUUUAAUGCGUAAAGUUACUGAGCAUUUAAAAUUAAAUGAAACGUCCUUAGCAGAUUGAGAAGUAUUUUCUCUUAACGGGUUGUAAAUUAAUUUGAUAUGAACGUCAUUGGCAGACUGUAUAUGGUAAUUUUGGGAGUUUUGAGCACUAGGGACAAGCGAUUAUUAUUGUUGAACAGUCAUUGGAUCGGGUAAUGAAGUAUUCCAAAACAAAUGGAGUUCGCGCCCAUUUGGGUUUCUGUCAAAAUACCGACGCAGUAUCAUAUAUUUCCUUAAAGGAAUUAAUAUCCCUUAGAUAUUCUCUUGCUACGAUAGCAAGCAAAUAUUUUAUGACACGUUUUGAAACACGUAGAGUAGGUUAUGAACACCACGUGGUUUGGAAAUUCGUAAAAAAUCAUCGUACCGAAUAGCCUACUUAUGGUUUUUGUGAAAUGGAGUGGUAAAGAUCACUUUUUAUAGACAAAAUCAAAUGUGGAUUCUAAAUUUUACUUUUAGUAAAUUUGAAAUCACAACACCUUUUCUGUUUUCAAAUCAACAACAAUAUAUAUGAAUAAAGUAGAAAUGCUUCAAGACAAAACAAUUGCAGAAUUUAACUAUAAACUGUAAUAUAAUAUACUUUCAAAUAAUUAUUACAGUAAUGAAAUCAAUAAAGAUACGACCUGCAUGUGUGAAACGUGUAGCGAUAAGAUUGAUAAUUCAAAACACUUUUAAAAUAUUUGAUAGUGUAAAUGUACAAAUUAUAUGGAAAUUAGUAAUUUCAUGGGUUUUGAUGUAAAAUGGAAAAAUGUUGUCGUUGGAUUUUUCUCUGUCAGAAAUGAAACAACUGUAGUGUUCAAUUUACUUUUAUCCUUUAUAGCUCUAAAAAUGUACAAAUAUAAAAUGUAUUGUAGACUUGAAAAAAUUGAUGAAACGUUUGAAGGGUUUAUAUGCAACUUGAACGCAUGUAUUUCAUAAUAUUCAGAAAUACUAUUUGCUACUAGCAACACAAAGCAUUUUCAUUUUUUCAAAAAGAUGCUAACUAAUCUUACGUGUAGAGAUUAUAAUCACUGAAUGUCAUGAUACCACCCUCUGAGGGGGGAUGUCCCUCAGUUAAAGAUCAAGAGGACACUUUUAUGGACUAUUGAUAAUUGUGUAUCAUCUUGCAUAUGUUGAUCUUUCAAUUAAUUCCAAUAUUACUAUCAUAACUAGCUACAUUUUUGUACAAUAUAAUUAUAAACCUAUAAAUAUUUUUUUGAAUAUGUGUGUUACAUCAUACAUGUGUAGAAGACACGUAAAUCAAUGUAUAAUACUUGUAUGUCUAUGCCUGAUGUAUAGUGCUUGUGUAUAAUAUAUGCAAGUUUAUGUGUUGAAUACAUAAUGCUUAUAACUCAGUAACGUAAAAAACAUGUAAGUGUACGCAAUACGUAAAAGUCUAUGUGCUGAUUUUUUUCUUUUGAAAAUCAAUAUGUAAACCUGUUUAUUGUAUAUCAGUUGUUUGUGUAAAGUGUUUUGAUAAAAAUAAAAAAUCAUUUUCAAAAAAAAAAUCAACAUCAAAAGGUAUUACUUUUCAACACUUUACACAAACAUUCCUCAUGAUAAAUUAUUGACUAGAUUUUUUGACAUCAUAGACAGAUGGUUUGUCAACAAAAAUGGAAAACGGAAAUAGUCAUAUCUAGUGAUCAGUCAUCAAAAAAAUUACUUUGUUAAACACCACUCUGAUUCCACACACAAGUACACUGAAGUUGAA